AUGACUCUUCUCCUCUUUACCGCGUCAGCUAUGAUAUGUUUAUUGGCCUCUAUCGUGUUCCUGCUUAACCCGCAGGCUUCAUAUUCGUUACCAAACUCUUUACAGGGUUUACAGGCAGCGCUUCCUUCAUAUCUACAAAUUCACCACGGGGGUUGGUGGUCGGGUGAGCCGGAUUACCAGGCUGCUUCAGGACACACCGUUGACAAAGAUGAAUGGAAUUUACUUUAUCACUUGGGCGGGAAUGGUCCUUGGGUAGAGAAGGUUGAUGGUGUCGUGGAAGGGGGAAUACAGGUACCGGAUGGAUGUGAGGUUGAUAUGGUGCACAUGAUGUCACGGCAUGGAGAGCGUUUCCCUACACAGAAGGCUGGCAACAGAAUGAUAAGUCUACUUGAGAGGAUCUCAGAAGUCAAAUCCACUGGAAAGGAACUCAAAGGCGCGCUUGAAUUCUUAAACGACUGGGAAUAUUUUACGAACUCUCCUGGCGAGCAUUUUGAACAACUCACUACUACCGGCCCUUAUGCUGGUGUCCUAGAGGCCUUUACAACUGGAGUCAAGCUUCACACCCGUUAUGGGCAUCUAUGGAACGAAACUCUCCACGGCCGGACAACAGUUUGGGCUAGUGAAUGUGAUCGAGUAAUCGAUACUGCUAGAUACUUUUCCGCUGGGUUUUUUGGACUGGAUCCUAAAGCUUCAAAGCUUGAAAUCGUUAGUGAGGCCGCCAAUAAAGGAGGUGACACGUUGACACCUGGCGACACUUGCAUAAAAUACGCCCAGGAUGAGGAAGAAGGCCAUGAUUAUGGUUAUGAAAUGCUUUACAAGUAUCGAGCGACAUACCUCAGCGAUAUCUCGAAAAGACUAGCAAAUGACAAUGAAGGAUUUGAUUUUACCGACUCUGAAAUUUACAGCAUGCAGGAAAUGUGUGGAUUCGAAACUACAGUGAGAGGAUCUAGUAAAUGGUGCGAUGUCUUCACGAAAGAAGAGUGGCUCUCAUUCGAGUAUGCGAGAGAUGUGAUACACUACUACAGGGCUGGUCCAGGUAAUAAAUAUGCCAAGUCGAUGGGUUGGCUUUGGUUAAAUGCUACUGCAAAUCUCAUUGCCGAAGGACCAGAUACCGCAGGAUCGCUUUAUUUCAGCUUUGUUCAUGACGGGGAUAUAGUUCCUAUGCUCGCAGCUCUCGGUCUCUUUGAGGAUGCUGAGCAGCUACCUGUUGACAGAAUUGCCAAAGAUAGAAAGUGGAAAACCUCUCAGAUAACACCCAUGGGCGGCCGUAUUAUCUUUGAACGCAUGAACUGUGCUGUUAAAGGCUCUGGAGAGGGGGAUAUUUAUAUUCGCCUCAAUGUCAACGAUGGUAUUGUAGCACUCGAGGGCUGUAACGACGGUCCCGGUAAAAGCUGCCCAUUGAACAGCUUCUUGAAGCAUGUCAAGACCAGAGGGGAGAUCGGUGGUGAUUUUAGGAAAACUUGCGGGCUGGCUGAAGAUGCAGCUGACCGUCUAACAUUCUUACGACAGCCGAUGGGAAAGAUGGAAGAGGUUGAGGUAGUUGCUGUUGAGGCGGUAAAGGAGAAGGAGAAGGAGAAGAAAAAGAGAUUUUGGGGAAUGUAA
Molecule: messenger RNA, 1602 nt
Organism: Morchella importuna
Lineage: Eukaryota; Fungi; Ascomycota; Pezizomycetes; Pezizales; Morchellaceae
Exons: 6
Coding region: 1-1602 (533 amino acids)
Cellular component (GO): fungal-type cell wall
Molecular function (GO): acid phosphatase activity
Source: RefSeq, a predicted model, not a curated record